Messenger RNA from Oryzias latipes (Japanese medaka), 9782 nucleotides. It is a transcript of the gene ncor2, whose product is annotated as nuclear receptor corepressor 2. Gene Ontology annotation, cellular component: chromatin. Gene Ontology annotation, molecular function: transcription corepressor activity. Gene Ontology annotation, biological process: negative regulation of transcription by RNA polymerase II. NCBI's taxonomy places the organism in Eukaryota, Metazoa, Chordata, Actinopteri, Beloniformes, Adrianichthyidae. The record is from RefSeq and is a predicted model, not a curated record.
CAGCCGUUCACGGAGUAGAAUCAGACCACUGUGUUGUGCAGGAACUGGCACGGCGUCGCCGAAACCGUCAGUGGUAACAAAUGAAAACGAAAUUGACUCUUUCGAGUGGAUUAUUAUGUGGAGGGGAGAUUCGUUCUGACCGGGAACGCCGCUGAGCGAAAUUUGGUUCGACUGACGGAGACGGGAACGUUGACUGUUGGAGUGGACGGAAUUACCGCCGAUUGGUUUCUGCUCUACCGCUAAGGUUUCAGGCUCAAGCAAACUGCCAAGAAUGUGCAGCAUCUGCCUUAAAGCCAUGCCCUUUUUCCACCUGUAGAGGAAGAGGCUGUGCCAGAAUGUCCUCUCAUCCCCAGUCUGUGCCCCCGGGCCGGAGAACUGUGGACACGAGGCAUCUGCCAAAUCCCGCCUCUUUACCACUCCAGCUGCAGCGGGCUCACACGGAAGUGGGAUUGGUUGACUACCACUCUCAUCAUGUCAGGGACUACGGCUGCCACCUGGCCCAGCCCCACCGCCGUCGACCUUCCUUGCUGUCAGAGUUCCAGCCUGGGAAUGAACGGGGACAGGAGCAGCACAUUCGCUACGAGCACAUCUACCUACCAGAUGCUUGCAGCCAAUCAGAGCUGGAAUAUCCUGAGAUCAAACGCCCUCGUAUAGAGAUUGGGCCGGAGAGUCUGAUGAGACCUUCACCACACCGUCACCCAUUGACUUUGGGUGGGGCUGAGGACAUGAUAAAGGAGCGUGGAAGUUCCAUUGGGAAGCUGGAACCCAUCUCCCCUGUGAGCCCAGUUCAUAUAGAUCCUGACUUGGAUUUGGUUCCAGCUCGCUACUCCAAAGAAGAGCUGAUCCAGAACAUGGACCGCGUGGACAGAGAAAUUACCAUGGUGGAGCAACAAAUCUCCAAGCUUCGUAAAAAACAGCAACAGCUGGAAGAGGAAGCUGCAAAGCCCCACGAGCCGGAGAGACCCAUCUCACCCCCACCCAGUGAAGCCAAACACCGCAGUCUGGUGCAGAUCAUCUAUGAUGAGAACAGGAAAAAAGCAGAGGAGGCUCAUAAGGUACUGGAGGGGCUGGGACCCAGAGUAGAACUGCCUCUGUACAACCAGCCUUCUGAUACCAAACAGUACCAUGAAAACAUCAAAAUAAACCAGGCGAUGAGGAAGAAGCUCAUCUUAUAUUUCAAGCGGAGAAAUCAUGCUCGUAAGCAGUGGGAACAGAAGUUUUGCCAGCGUUAUGACCAGCUGAUGGAGGCCUGGGAGAAGAAAGUGGAGCGCAUCGAAAACAACCCGCGGCGCAGAGCCAAAGAGAGCAAGGUGCGGGAGUACUACGAGAAGCAGUUCCCGGAGAUCCGCAAGCAAAGAGAGAUGCAAGAGCGAAUGCAGAGUCGUGUUGGACAGCGAGGAGGUGGACUGGCCUCAACUGCAGCCCGCAGUGAACACGAAGUCUCUGAAAUCAUCGAUGGAAUAUCAGAGCAUGAGAACACAGAGAAGCAAAUGAGACAGCUUGCAGUCAUUCCUCCAAUGCUGUUCGAUGCCGAGCAGCAACGAAUCAAGUUCAUCAACAUGAAUGGACUUAUGGACGACCCUAUGAAGGUGUACAAGGAUCGACAGGUUAUGAACAUGUGGAGUGAACAGGAAAAGGAUACUUUUAGAGAGAAGUUCAUUCAACAUCCCAAAAAUUUUGGUCUUAUUGCAUCUUUCCUGGAGAGAAAGACGGUAGCAGAGUGUGUGCUGUUUUACUACUUGACUAAAAAGAACGAGAACUACAAGAACAUUGUGCGAAGGAACUACAGACGGAGAGGGAGGAGCCAGCAUGGUCAACAGCAGCAACAGCAGCAACAACAACAGCAGCAACAACAACAACAACAACAACAACAAGUGAACCGUAGCAGCCAGGAUGACAAGGACGACAAGGAGAAAGAGGGAGAAAGGGAUGAAGAAAAAAAUUAUGCUGAAGAAAAGGACGAUGGGAUGAAGGAUGACACCUCUGGAGAAGAUGCUGAGGACAAAGAACCUGCUGUGGCUUUCAAAGGACGGCGCACAGCCAACAGUCAGGGCCGCCGCAAAGGCCGUGUCACCCGCUCUAUGGCCAAUGAAGUGGAGGAGAACUCCGCACCACCAGCCAACAGCGAGCUGUCCAAUCUGGAGAUGAACGAGAGCUCUCGGUGGACUGAAGAAGAGAUGGAAACAGCCAAAAAAGGCCUUCUCCAGUAUGGUAGGAAUUGGUCCGCCAUCGCCAAGAUGGUGGGAUCAAAAACUGUGUCGCAGUGCAAAAACUUCUACUUCAACUACAAGAAAAGGCAGAAACUGGAUGAGAUUUUGCAGCAGCAUAAAAUGAAAUCGGAGAAGGAGAGAAAAGCCCGACGAAGGGGCAAAGCCUUGCAGAAUGAAGAAACCAGUGCUACAUUUGUUGCAGAGGAGGAGAUGGAGGGCUCAGGGGCCAGCUGUAAUGAAGAGGAGGCCCCUGAGGAUGGAGAAGGUGGACCUAACAACAGCUCAGACACGGAGAGUUUGCCUUCGCCGCGCUCAUCUGAAGACAGCAAGGCAAAAGACGAAGGCUCCAACAGGCCAAAGUGCAGCACAAACUCUGGGGUCAAGGAGGAGACCCAGGCAGACAUGGACCAGGGAGGAGAUGAGAAGCCUCCAGUUAAGGAAGAGGCAGAUUCCGCCAUCAAACAGGAGAUGGACGCAGAGACUGAGGAUCCUAACGGAGAGCAGCCAGCAGCACCCAGUGAUGCCGCACAUAAAAAACCUUCAACAGCAGAGGCGGAUGAAGUCAAAAGCUCAGCAAAGAGCUCGAAAAAGGAGCAUGCAGCCAAAACAGGCUCCCAUGGGGACAGUGACUCUAGUGCCACUUGCAGUGCUGAUGAGGUGGAGGAGACGGAUAAUACAGAAAAAAACAGAAUAAGUUCUCCACGACCAAGUCUGCUGAACUACAGUCAUGAUGGAGUCAUAUCCACCCCACUGCAAAAGCCCAUGGAUCUGAAACAGCUCAGGCAGAGGGCCGCUGCUAUUCCUCCUAUUACGCCUGAGGCCUCUGUGCAGGCCAGUCAGCAGAGUGGAAAUGGGAAGGUUGUGUCAUCCCACGAUGCCCUGGCAUUGUACCAGCGACAGAUCACCAUGGCUCAUGGUGAGUCUUCUCAGGAGGUCAGACAGUUGCAGCAGCAGCAGCCACUUUUGGGCCAGCCAGGCAAACAGCAGCCUUAUACCCCUCAGGCAGAUAGAGACCGGGAUUCUCUUCACAGCAGCAGCCCUCGAGUUUGCCCUCAUUCUCCCUCCAUCAACGAAAAGGAUGAGAAGUCCCCAGCUUUCUCUCCACAUGCUGAAGCCAAGAAGCAAGCAGGGGGCUCUGACGAUCUCAGAGCCUCAAACUUUGGCCGCUCGGUUCUCUCUCCCUACCCCAUGUCCCCACGAGACAUGACCAAAAUCAGUCACGAUCAGCAUCUGCUCCACUUCAACACGUUCCAGCAAGCAGGCCACCCGUCGCUCUCUGCUCUGCCACAGGACAGUGUUAGGCUAGCAGCUGUGAGGCCCCUCUCCAUGCCAGAGCCGCCCCCUCUUAUUUCCUCUUCUAAACCAGGAGGCUCCAUCACACAGGGCACCCCUGUGCAGUUGCACAGUCCAGCUCAUGGCUUGGACCAUGCAAAGAUGACUCCCACGGCCAUGGGGAUGCCUUGGAUGGAGAAAAAAGCAGGUACUUUCCCAGCAGUAAAGCAGGAACAAUUGUCACCACACAGCUCAUCCUCCCAAUCUGAUAGCAUGCCAACCCAGCUGGCUCCUCAUGAAGUUGCUUCUGGACGAGGCGUCCAGGGUGGUAGCAUCACCAAAGGGAUCCCAGGGACCAGACUGCACCCAGAAUCUGCAAUAUCUUACAGAGGGGGCUCCAUUACUCAGGGGACACCGGCUGACGUGUUGUAUAAGGGAACCAUAACACGUCUAAUCACGGAGGACAGCGUUGGUCGAGCCGAGAGAGAGCGGGAUGAUGCUCUGUCUAAAGGGCAUGUGGUCUACGAGGGCAUAAGCAGCCACAUCCUCACAUACGACCGUCCCCCAUCUCAGACCCUUAAAGAAGAUGGCAGAGGCUCAGGACAGUCUGGGGAAAUUUUAAGCUUGAAGCGUCCUUACGAUGUGAUGGAGGGAAGCAGAGGGCUGUCUUUGAGGGACUCCUCCGUCAACUGUGAAGGCCUGAUUAGUCGAGCCAUGCCUCACGAUAGAGACAGUCCACACCACACACCUUACAAGGAACCUCACCACAUCCAUGGCUCCAUAUCACAAGGUAUUCCUCGCCAUCUCGAUCCUCAGGAUGGAUACCUGAGGCGGGAGGCCAAACAGAUGAAGAAAGAGCCCUCCCCGUCCCGCGGGGCUGGUUCCUUGUCCGACCCAAUGAAGGGCAGAGAAGCCAGCGUGACCACAGUGCAGGAGCCGGGGCGCUCCAUCCACCUCAUUCCAGGGGGAAGUAAAGAGGGAAUCAUAGCACAAGGAACAAGCGUGAAACAGGAAGCAUCUGGCUCAGGGAAACGCCAUGAUGUCCGAUCCAUCAUGGCCAGUUCGCCACGUUCUUACCACAAUGCACCACCCCAUCUAGAGAUGCGGACUGAGAGGAGCCGAUAUGAGGAAGGGCCUAAAGGGCGGCCUAGUGCAGUUGUCAGCUCAGCAAGUCCCAUACCACGAUCAUCUCCCCUGGGAUCAGAGCAGGGAGGCAAAGCCCAUCACAGCCCAGUGGGUUAUGAAGACAAAAGCAACUUAAGGACCCCCUACCCUGGACCCUCACAUCGUGGCUCCCCACUGUCUCGAGAGGCCGGCCAAAGGCAGCAUGAGGGUUCCAGUAAACAUCCCCAGCAGGAGCGCAAAGCCACACCAACCCCCCGAGAGAUGAGUUCUACCAAAUCGCCCCUCUCUGCAGAUCAGACCUACGAGCGUCUGCUGCAGAGUCUGGGAGCCUCAGCAGAGAUGUACCGGCAGAUCCCCUUAGCCUUCGAUCCUGCAGCGCUGCCGCGUGGAAUCCACAUAGAGCCAGCAGCCUAUUACUUGCCUCGCCACCUAGCGCCCAACCCAGCGUACCCUCAUCCCUAUCCUUACCUCCUCCGAGGCUUUCCAGACACAGCAGCUUUGGAAAAUCGGCAAACACUGUUCAACGACUUCAUCACCUCUCAGCAGAUGCACUCGUGGCCUGCAGCGCAGCGCUCAGACCUGCUCAGGGGCAUUCCUCCUCGAGACCAGCCCCUUUCUUUGCCCUUCUCUGCUACACCACGCGGAAUCAUCGAUCUUUCUCAGGUGCCGCACUUACCUGUCCUGGUUCCUCCCACCUCUGGGGCAACUGGCUCACCAAUGGAUCGCAUCACCUAUAUCCCAGGGACAAGCACCCCUUUCCCUGGCAGGCCUUACACCACCUCGCCUAUCUCCCCUGUUGGCUCCUCCCAUAUUAAUAAAAUGCAAGGAUCUUCAGAGCGCGAGCGGGAAAGGCCCCGCGAGCGGGAUAGGGACCGGGAUGGACGAGAUCGUGAACGCGACCGAGAAAAAGAGCGAGAGCCAGAAAGGGAAAGAGACAGAGAACCCAUCAGAGAACGUGACAGGGAAAAAGGGGGAUCUCUGGGAAAUGUGGAGCAUGCUCCAAUAUGGCGACCAGGUACAGAGCACAGCUUAUCCAGCAGCAGCAGCAGCAGUGGGAGAUCUGCACCCCAGCAGUACAGUCACCAGCAGUCCCCGGUGUCGCCUCGUACCCAGGAGAAUGUUCAGCAGCGGCCCAGCGUUCUGCACAAUACCGGGGGCAAAAGUCUUUCUGUUAGUGAACAUUCAAACUCAUCUGUGUUACGGACUGGACCCCCAGGGUCAUCCCGCUAUCAAGGCUACCCUGCUCAUCUCCAAAGGACAAGUGUGCCCCCUGACUCAUUUCCACCUGCUUUGGACUCCAGCAUAACCAAAGAGCAGAAUCGUGACGGAGGCAAAAGCAGAGGUCUACCCAAGCAUAUGCAGGAGCAGCACGGACCCUCCAGUAAAUCUGAGCCCAAGAUGUCCAGCACCAGUCCAGGAUUAAUAUACCCCGGGUCUUAUAACCCAGCCUCAGGCCGCCCACAGCACCUGCUGUCUCACCAGUCUGAAAAUCCUUCUGGUCGCGGGGAAAGCGGCACUCCUGGUAGAGACAAGACUCAAAAUAAAGCGAUUGCUAUUCAGGAACAGGAGCUCAGAUCACUCGCUCCACCACACAGUCUGUACCGCCCCCCUUCUGAUGAAAGCCUGUCUCCAGGGCAGCAGCCGCCGUCUCCUUGUGUCAAAGGCAGCCAAAGGGUGGUCACUCUGGCACAGCACAUCAGUGAGGUGAUAACAAAAGACUACACGAGGCAGAGCCAGCAGCAGCAGCAAAGCUACCAUGGUCCUCCUGUCCUAGACCUCACCCGUCCACUCAGUGCCUCUCAGCCCCCACCUACAUCACAAGAGUCAGCUCAAGGGUCCCGCUGUCCAGAGGACAUUGGUGGAGAAUGUAAUAGAGACAGAUCUCCACCUCAGGCCAAAUCUUCACCCGUUAGUGCUUUGAAUGACGGCAUUGAACCGGUGUCGCCUCCUGGAAACAGCUCUGAACCCGAAGCCCAGGGAGGGGCGGCCUACCCCACUGAACAGGGAGAGCAAGGACUUGGCUCUCGCUCUCCCCCGAACACCUCCCAGCCUCCAGCUUUCUUCAGCAAGUUGACUGAAAGCACCUCAGCUAUUGUGAAGUCUAAGAAGCAGGAGAUGAUCAAGAAGAUGACGGUGGUUGGCAGCGAAAGUGAUUUCAAUGCUGGUCAGCCGGGAACAGAAAUAUUCAAUAUGCCGGCUUCCACAACUGCAGGACCUGUGACUGUGCGCAAUCAUCCAGCUCCAGAGGCUCCUGGAAACUCCAUAGGCCUUGAAGCAAUCAUUAGAAAAGCCUUAAUGGGCAAAUAUGAUGAUGCAUCUGAGGAGCGCUCUUCAUCCAGUGCUGCUAACCCAGACGGGCGAGCUGAGGAUCUGUUUUCUCAAGGUGGGUCAAAGCCCUCAAAGGGCAGCGGACGCUCCAGCGGGCGCAAGGCCAAGUCCCCGGGACCAGGUCUGUCUGGGAGUGAGAGGCCUUCGUCUGUGUCUUCAGUUCACUCAGAGGGAGAUUACAACAGGAGAACUCCGCUCACCAACCGUGUCUUGGAUGACCGCCCUUUGUCUGCAGGUUCAACUCCGACCCCCUUUCCAUGUAACCCUCUGAUAAUGGGGUUCCCCAGUGGCACAGUGUCAGCUCAUCCUUCUGGUCAACAAGGCAACCAGGGCCCCGGGGCAGGACCUGGACCUGGACCUGGACAGGGUCGGUCCUGGGAAGAGGAGCCCAAGCCUCUGCUCGUAUCUCAGUACGACCCUUUGUCUGACAGCGAGUGACCUUAAACACGCUGAAAAGCUGGCGUGCUGCCUCAGCUGAACACGCACUCAUACCGCCUUGCUGUCUGCAGCGCAGGAAGUGAAGGAAGUGGAACUCCUCUUCUAUGUGUGUGUGUGUGAGAGCGCCUAAUGGUUAUGCAUUCACUCCAAAACUACUCUAAAGGAAAAAUCACUUAAACUAUUUUUAAUCCUCACUGGCCUUAUCUAUACGGACACAUUGGGCUGUACCAUGCAGGUUUACUUGUCUGAUGGGAGUCUGACAGUGUGGCAGUCCACAUAGCAGCAACCUGUGGUUUUCUUCACGAUGAACUUCAGCCGCUGCAGGCUAACAUGUGAAGACGCAGGAGGAGAACCAACACUUUUCCUUUUUUUAAAAAUUGUUUUUUAUUUGUUUCUGCUCUUUCUUUCUCCUUAAACUGUCAGUCCAGUCCUGUUUUUGUGAGCUGAGACCUUUAGUGCAUUUUGAUGGUAAACUUUUGAUGGUGUCAUUAGAUGUCUCUUAUCUGCAAUGAUAUAUAGUUUUUUUGUUUUUUUGUUUUGUUUUUUGGGGGGUGGGGGCAGAGAUCCUCGGUUGUUGGUUUACAGGGUAACAUUGCUGUUUGUUUCUGAUGUCGCAUGUUCUGGCGUGGACCCUGGGGGAGGAGCUCGGCAGACUUCAGGAAUCUGUGGGUCUGGGAUGAAUUGCCACAUGGAUGGCACUGAGACAAGUGACACUUUCUCACUGUUUUUAUAUUAACCAUGUCUGUGUUUGUUGAAAAUGUUUUGAUUUUUUAAUAUGAAGCACUUAGCUGUCGAUCAUGUUCACGACUGCAGUUCAAGCAUUUGUCUGUGGAGAGCAGCACAGGAACCCACUCCAGAGGUCUCCUUCAACACCCGUUUGUCCAUUUCGGUUUCAGCUGCCAAUCUUAUUUAGUGCACCCAUGCUCAAAGCGACAAUCAAGAUGAUGACUUUUGACAGCAUUGCAGACCAACAAUUAAAGCUGCCGAAAGGCAAACUGCAUUUCGAUCCUGUUUCCAGUAGAAAUGUGAUAAAAGCCAUCAGAUCUGAUGGCCUAAGCCGCUCUGUAACAGCAGGUGUCCACACCUGGUGUCCACACCUGGUGUCCACACCUGGUGUCCACACCUGGUGUCCACACCUGGUGUCCACACCUGGUGUCCACACCUGGUGUCCACACCUGGUGUCCACACCUGGUGUCCACACCUGACUUACUAUAGUAAAUAGUUAAGAGAUAGUUUUAGUGUUAAGUGCCAUUUAUUUUAAGAAAGUACUCAAGUUUUAAAAGUUACGCACAAGUUUUUGCCCCCUCUCCCUCCCUCCUCCUACUUGAGUUGAGACUAAACUUGCAGGGUAAACGCAACAGCAAAGCAAGCGUCCCGUUUUUAUCUUGGCACGACGCUGUCACUGCCUCGGCUUUGAACGCUUUCAUUCUCAACAAGACAGAACAGCUUCGUCGCUUUUGGACUUGUGAUGUACUUUUUUUCAUUGCGCUCCUUUUGCAUGAUCGGGCUGGAGGAAGCUGAGCUUGAGGCCCGCUGCCACCUCCGCUGGUGUGAAAUAAGUUUCUCACACCAGUUUGCAAGAUCGCAAAGGCUACACUUUUUUUAAACGGAUGUUUCGAGGAGAGAUUUUGUGUUUCUGAAGAGUUGACCACAGACUGUCCCUUUUUUUUUGUGUUUGUCAUAGCUGAUCCUCACAACACAGACAUGAUUGUUAUAGGACUACCUCCUCUCUUUCCUUCAUCUUUUGUGUCAAGGGUUAAGCAAGCCUCUGCUGCAGACGACUCAUCUCAGCAACAUUUUUGUUUUUUCAUAUAUUUUCUUUUUUUACGACUAAUGGAGAAUUUGUAAUUUCACCGUUCAAGGCUGAAAUAAUGCAGAGCUUUGGACUUUGCUCAUUCUAUAUGCGUCUUUUGUUUUUCCACUGAUAAAAUGUAAGAAUGUUAUGCUAAACAGACUAAGCCAUAACCAGCUGUUCCCAUAACCGAUAACUAACAUGUUUUUAAAAAUACACUGAAUUUUUAAUGCGCGUCCAUUUUUUAAAAAUAGUUUGCUCGAUGCACAUCUCUCAUCUUAAACAAAUCAUCCUAACUUAACUAGAAGUGACUGCAGAUGUCUUUGCUGGAGUGUCCAAAUGCAGGUGGGGUGGGGAGGGACAUUAACAUUGUCAAACCUUUUUUUUUUUAUUAUUAUUAUAACCCACUGUAUAAUAGCAAGAAUUGUAUAUACAACCGAAGAGAUGUAAAUAUUUAUGUGGCUUGCUGCAAGGUUGGUAUUACAAAAAGAAAAUAUUCACAUGGUUAAAUUCUACAUGCCCACCAGCAAGCUUUGUGGAUAGCAGUGUAAAAAUGAAAAACAAAUUUAAAAAAAAAAAACACUGCCUUAAUGUUUAAAUAAAAGCUUAUUGCCAUU